This is a messenger RNA of Bipolaris victoriae FI3, 441 nucleotides long. RefSeq lists its product as hypothetical. The record is from RefSeq and is a predicted model, not a curated record. Lineage: Eukaryota; Fungi; Ascomycota; Dothideomycetes; Pleosporales; Pleosporaceae. Bases 1 to 441 code for a protein of 146 amino acids. The transcript is spliced from 2 exons.
AUGAAUCUUUGGACAUGCGAAAUUUUGAGCUUAUUCUCGUUUGUAAGACGACUAGGAUUGUAUCAAGCGACUCGAAUCGAAAUAUGCAGUCGGCGCGGAAAUGAGAAAGAUACCUGGAAUCGGGCUGUGCUCACAUGCGACCCGAGAAUCGAUUAUAACAUUAUAUCUCAGCAACUCGUAGCAGAGGUGCUGCAAGCGCGAGUACAGCCGAUAGACGAAAAAAUGGAUUCAUACGUACAUACGUACGACCGUGGCGAAAAAGUAGUAGGAUACGUGGAUCUUACUUGGUGUCUUGAGAAAAAUAAUAGACGGAUGCAAACCACACGGUUCUGGGUCACCUCGACGGAAAACCCUUGCUACGAUGCGAUCCUCGGGCGGAAGGAUGCAGAGAGAUGCGGUCUCGUAAAACAUAAAUGGGGAUGUUUGGUUGGUCAUGCGUAG